Molecule: messenger RNA, 1947 nt
Organism: Felis catus (domestic cat)
Lineage: Eukaryota; Metazoa; Chordata; Mammalia; Carnivora; Felidae
Gene: UNG
Product: uracil DNA glycosylase
Exons: 7
Coding region: 80-1021 (313 amino acids)
Biological process (GO): base-excision repair; base-excision repair, AP site formation via deaminated base removal
Cellular component (GO): nucleus; mitochondrion
Molecular function (GO): uracil DNA N-glycosylase activity
Source: RefSeq, a predicted model, not a curated record
GGCGCCAAUUUCGGACCGCUGCAGCCGGCGCAUACGGCGGGUUCCCGGGCGGCGCGCGUUCACUCUCCCCGGCUCCGGGAUGAUUGGCCAGAAGACCCUCUACUCCUUCUUCUCCCCGAACCCCGCCGGGAGACGACGUACCCGCAGCCCCGAGCCGGCCGACCCAGGGACCGGCGUGGCGGCGGUAGCUGAGGAGAGCGGGGAUGCGGCGGCCAGCCCCGCCAAGAAGGCCCGGGCCGGACAGGAGGACCCCGGCACGCCCCCCACCUCGCCGCUGAGCCCCGAACAGUUGGUCCGCAUCCAGAGGAACAAGGCCGCCGCCCUGCUCAGACUCGCCGCGCGCAACGUGCCCGUGGGUUUCGGUGAGAGUUGGAAGAAGCACCUCAGCGCCGAGUUCGGGAAACCGUAUUUCAUAAAGCUCAUGGGAUUUGUUGCAGAAGAAAGAAAACAUUACACCGUGUAUCCACCCCCACACCAGGUCUUCACCUGGACGCAAAUGUGUGACAUAAGACAUGUGAAGGUUGUCAUCCUGGGACAGGAUCCAUAUCACGGACCCAAUCAAGCCCACGGUCUCUGCUUUAGUGUUCAAAGACCCAUUCCACCUCCACCCAGUUUGGAAAACAUUUAUAAAGAGCUGUCUACAGACAUAGAUGGUUUUGUUCAUCCUGGUCACGGAGAUUUAUCCGGGUGGGCCAAACAAGGUGUUCUCUUACUCAACGCGGUCCUCACCGUCCGGGCACAUCAGGCUAAUUCGCAUAAGGAGAGAGGAUGGGAGGAGUUUACGGAUGCGGUCGUGUCCUGGCUAAAUCACAACUCCAGCGGCCUCGUCUUCCUGCUCUGGGGCUCUUACGCUCAGAAGAAAGGCAGUGCCAUCGAUAGGAAACGUCACCAUGUGCUGCAGACUGCUCACCCCUCCCCGUUGUCGGUGUACAGAGGGUUCUUUGGAUGUAGACACUUCUCUAAAACCAAUGAGUUGCUGCAGAAGUCUGGCAAGGAGCCCAUCAACUGGAAGGAUCUGUGACCCUAAACUGGGGAGGCUGUCCCUGGGCCGUCUUUUAGAAGCUGCUAGUGAAGUUACUCGCCAAGAGUGGCAGCAAAGGCUCUACUCUGGGACCUUAUGUCUGUCUUUGCAACACGCCUUUGGACUAAAAUAUACCUUCACGGUAUUUGGGAGAGAGAGGCGGUCAAAUACUCCAGACCACCGCUCUCUGCGUCACCUGUAUGGUAAAAGGGGACGGGAAACAGAAGCACCUUGUGGUACAGCCAGCUGUUACUUUAGUUGGACUUCAGGUUGUGAAGUGUUGGGUGUGUUUAUUUAGCAAGACCCUCCUUUGCCCAGCUUGGCUUUCCGUUCUUGGCCAAGUACACUGCUCCCCGCAUCCUUCUGAGAGCCCCGAGGCCCCUCCUUGCAGGAAGCAGGACAUUUUGCAAGUGCCCAGAAAUUUGGGGCUGAAAGUUCUUGAGGACUGAUCUCUGAGUGAGCCUUCAACAGAUAGGGAGAGGGAAGUGAACUGGGGUUUGUUUUCUAGUUACUCUAUGGGUGUUCCUAGGAAUAAACAGUGGAAGUUGAACUGGAAGAAAGAGAAAGGGGAGUUAUUUGGGUUUUUUUUUUUUUUUUUUCUUUUUUAAAGAGGAAAUGCUUUUCUUCUCUGGAGUAUCUCGAGUUGGGGGAUUUUAGGAAGCACAGAGUGCCAAUUGCUGUUUUUUUAUGGACUGAAAUCACAUGGGGAUUUUUUUUUUUUCAACACUGGUGAAUUUUGCUGUUUUAAAAAUCCUUCUGCAGAUGUAUAUAUAUAUUUUUUUUAAUCCUUUGUCGGGGAGACCGUCUUUUAUUAGGUCUGUACCUCUGUCCUACAUCCUGUUAGAGAUGCUGUUGCUGUGUUAGUUGGGGGAAAGGGGGCGUUAACUCCGAGUGAGCUUGGCAAUAAAAAGAUAGUUGAAGUUUCA